Molecule: messenger RNA, 1456 nt
Organism: Cuculus canorus (common cuckoo)
Lineage: Eukaryota; Metazoa; Chordata; Aves; Cuculiformes; Cuculidae
Gene: MYF6
Product: myogenic factor 6
Exons: 3
Coding region: 93-821 (242 amino acids)
Biological process (GO): regulation of transcription by RNA polymerase II; positive regulation of myoblast differentiation; muscle organ development
Molecular function (GO): protein dimerization activity; DNA-binding transcription factor activity, RNA polymerase II-specific; RNA polymerase II cis-regulatory region sequence-specific DNA binding
Source: RefSeq, a predicted model, not a curated record
ACCGCACUAAUUAAAUUCCAUCUGGGUUGUUCCUCGGGGUGUUUUUGAGCCCGCCACCCAACUCAAGCCGGCAGAGAGGCCAAGGGACAAGCAUGAUGAUGGACCUUUUUGAAACUGGCUCCUAUUUCUUCUACUUGGACGGGGAGAAUGGAGCCUUGCAGCAGCUGGAGAUGGCAGAGGGGUCCCCACUGUACCCAGGCAGCGACGGCACCUUGUCCCCGUGUCAGGACCAAAUGCCACCAGAGGCCGGCAGCGACAGCAGCGGCGAGGAGCAUGUGCUGGCCCCCCCGGGGCUGCAGCCCCCCCACUGCCCCGGCCAGUGUUUGAUCUGGGCUUGUAAAACUUGCAAGAGAAAGUCGGCCCCCACGGACAGACGGAAAGCAGCCACCCUGCGGGAGAGGAGGAGGCUGAAGAAGAUCAACGAAGCCUUCGAGGCUCUGAAAAGGAGGACUGUGGCCAACCCCAACCAGAGGCUGCCCAAGGUGGAGAUCCUGAGGAGCGCCAUCAGCUACAUCGAGAGGCUGCAGGACCUCUUGCACAGGCUGGAUCAGCAGGAGAAAAUGCAGGAGAUCGGGGGGGACCCCUUCAGCUUCAGCCCCAAGCCGGGCAAUAUCCCCGCUUCGGACCUGCUGAGCACCUGCGGCUCCGAGUGGAGAAGCGCUUCGGACCAUUCCCGGGCCCUGGGAGCCAGCCCCAAGGAAGGAGGCCCCAUCGCGGAGUCGUCGGCCACCAGCAGCCUCCGCUGUCUCUCCUCCAUAGUGGACAGCAUUUCUUCCGACGAGCCCAAACUGCCCAGCGCCGAGGAGGUGGUGGAGAAAUAAAUGCGGUUGCUCUGGUAGUAACGGGGAUGGAGCCCCCACCCCCUUCCCUCUAAACUCAGUAAUGAAGCAAAUUAACACAGUGGAAAGCCCAGGCAGAGGCCUUGCUAAGGUCGAGUCAAGGCACAGCUAUCCCAAAGAAAACGGCCCUCAUCGACUCGAACCAAACAGACUUUCCCUUUUUUCUUUCCUCUUUUUUUUUUCCUCCUGAGUUUUGUUUUCUAUAAAUUGUGUAGCGUUGACCACCCCCCUUCUUUUUUCGUGUGUGUGUUUUUUUUGUUUUGAUUUGUUUUGUUUUGUUUUGUUCUGUUUUGUUCUGGGUAUUUUUGUGGUUGCUGUUUUUUGGGGGGUUUUUUGGUUUUUUGUUUUUGUUUUUUUUUAAUUUAAGAUACUUACCUGUAUACCGGUGAAACGCUUUGUCUAAGACUCACCGGGAACUUCAUUCCUGUCUGAGUGAAGCUGUGGCUGCAUUUCGCGUCAGUCGUAUUUAAAGGGUUCCCGUCUCGUUUCGUUCCUGUAAAUAAUUUUAGUACUGUCUUUUCUUUUGUAAACAUAACAAAGAUAUAUUUAAAUGGUGGAAUGUGAUAUUGUAUAUAAGAACAGACGGAUUUCUUGGGUUGUAAAAUAAAGCUCUUUGU